Messenger RNA from Didymodactylos carnosus, 357 nucleotides. The record is from the annotation of a GenBank genome assembly. NCBI's taxonomy places the organism in Eukaryota, Metazoa, Rotifera, Eurotatoria, Philodinida, Philodinidae.
AUGGGCGAUAAUGAAAAUAAUUCCGAUUUAAUACAACAAUGUAGAACUGGUAAUGAAUUAAAAACAAAAGAAGAAAUGCAAAAACUUGAUGAUUUAAAACGAGUAUGGAAAAAGCUUAAAUGUUAUUCUGAAUUUAUUGAAUUGAAAAAACGAAAUAUAAUUGAAUUUCAAGAAUUAUGUCUAAGAACCGCAGUAGCAGAGAAAAAUGAAUCACAAGGUCUGCAGCUUCUAGCUGCUAUUUGUCAUGAAUUAGCUAAUAUUAAUACAUUGAAAUUAUUUGAUAAUCCCGCGAUUAUUGAUCAUGAAUUAUUUAUUUUUAUACAGCAUACAAUAUCUCUGUGGCAUAACGUGACAUAG